AUGGGUCUUAUGUCCGGCACCUCCUCAAAUACUCAAGGUAACUCUCCUUCACCAAUGGCCCCCUCUAGAACAUCUGAUUCAGUGUCAGACUUGACAACAGCCACUGAACCUCAAGCUAUGGUGGUGGCUCACAAACUGAAUGGCAGCAACUAUCUCCAAUGGUCUCAAAGUGUAUUAAUGUAUCUUCGUGGGAAGCGUAAGGAGAAGUAUAUCAAUGGAGAAGCAAAACAACCGGCACAUAAUGAUCCUAGUUUUGACACCUGGUUCGCUGAAAAUAAUCAGGUGAUGUCUUGGCUAUGCAACUCAAUGACUCUCGAAAUUAGUGAGGGAUACCUCCUUGCAAGCACAGCCAAGGAGAUCUGGGAUGCUGCUAGACGCACUUACUCUACAUUAGACAACACUGCUGCCUUGUUAGAUCUGAGGAGGCAACUCAAGGAUCUAAAGCAAGGAAACUUGACUAUAACACAAUACUACAGCACCCUGAUAAAGAUAUGGCAGCAAUUGGACCUCUUUGAAGUACAUCCGUGGAAGAAUAUUGAUGAUGCCAAUUACUACAGACAACUAGUUGAAAAAGGUCGAACUUAUGACUUCCUAUUGGGCCUGAAUGAUGUUUUUGAAGAAGUAAGAGGCAGAAUUAUGGGUCUAAAACCUCUUCCAUCCCUAUUUGAAGUCUUCAGUAUGGUUAAGUUCGAAGAAAGCCGAAGACACCUCACUCAAGGUAACCAAACUCCAAUAGAUGGCUCCGCAUUAGUUACAAGAAGUUCCCAAACAUCAGAGAGCUCUGAAAGAAAAGGGAACAAGUGGUGCAAUCACUGUAACAAGAAGGGCCACACCAGAGAUGAAUGCUGGAAACUGCAUGGAAAACCAAACCCAGGGAGACAGAAACAACGACAAGAUGGAAAGAGCCACCACACCUCCUCCGAGGAAAGAAGUGAUGAUGGAGACCACUUUGACCAGAGAAGAACUUCAAAUGCUUCGUAA
This is a messenger RNA of Neltuma alba, 981 nucleotides long. RefSeq lists its product as uncharacterized. Lineage: Eukaryota; Viridiplantae; Streptophyta; Magnoliopsida; Fabales; Fabaceae. Bases 1 to 981 code for a protein of 326 amino acids. The transcript has a single exon. The record is from RefSeq and is a predicted model, not a curated record.